CGUGUGAUUGUUUGACUAAGCUAAAGCCUCGGUGCUCUCUCUAUUCUCCUCUCCCUCUUCGUCGUCGUCUUCGUCGUCCUCUUCCCUUUGGGCUCUGAAGAAGAAGAAGAAGAGGUCGUCGCCGAGAGUGUGAGCUCCGCUGAGUUGCCAUGGGCACCCCCUUCUUCUACGAGCUCAAGAAGCAGGCCUCGUCCUUCCUCAAGGACAAGAUCCGCACUGCUCGAUUGGCCCUCACCGAUGUCACCCCCGCCGAGUUGCUGACGGAAGAAGCAACAAAUGGAACUCCGUGGCCACCGGAGACGAAGACGAUGGGAUUCAUAUCGCGCUCGGCAUUUGAGAUCGAUGAUUACUGGAGAAUUGUGGAGAUUUUGCACAAAAGGUUCUCAAAGUUCGAUCGAAAGCAUUGGAGAGAGCCCUACAAGGCUUUGGUACUUCUCGAGCAUCUCUUACUACACGGACCAGAGAGCGUUGCAGAAGAGUUUCAAAUUGAUAAAGAGUUUAUACAGGAAUUGGGUACCUUUCAAUACAUCGAUGAAAAGGGGUUUAAUUGGGGAUUAACUGUGAGAAUGAAAUCAGAAAGGGUCUUAAAACUGCUCGAGAAAGGGCCACUUCUUAAAGAGGAAAGGGAUAGGGCUCGAAAGGUCACUCGUGGAAUCCAAGGAUUCGGUAGUUUCAAUGUGCAUUAUUCACCUACCAAUAAUCAUAAUCCGAUUGAAAAUUCUUCGAAUUGCUAUGUGAGAAGCAAUUCGCACUACGAAGAUUACCCUACGCAGGAAGCAGUAGUCCUAGAUGAUCAAAAGGAGAGCUUCAAUACGAAUUCAUCGAUCCAUAAAGAUGAAUCAGGAGAAAGAUCAAUGGAAGAAAAUCUCAGUGAUAAGAGUUUGAAACCACAGGAGGAGACAGGAAGUGUUUUUCCUGUAAAGGGACUCAUACUUGAGGAGUCGAAACCACUCAUACCUUUCAAAGAAGUGAAAAAGACCGAGUUUCAAAAAGUACUUGGGUGGUCGAAACCACUCAUGCCUCGCGAAGAAGUGAAAAAGGUCGAGUGCUUUGAGUCGCAGUUACUUCUAAGUCAAAGUUGAGGAUGUCUGUUCAAAGAGUUUAAGGGAUAUGAGGCUUCAAGAAAAGCCAAUGGCACAAUAGCUUAUAAUUUGCUAAAGAAGAUUGUGGCGAAGGCUUGAAGCAGCUUCUGAAGAAUUUCAUGAAGUGCCAUUUUUAGGUUUGAUAGUAGACAUCGCGUCUGCAAUGUUACUUCUCUUGCAUAUCUCUGUAUCUGUAGACUCUUUUGUUGUCCAUGUUUCUGGUGUUGUUAAUGUGGGGCUUUUAGUUUGAAUAUCUAUAGAGAAAUGUGAACAAAUGUGUUAAGAUGUAUGCUGUGUUAAAAUAUAAACUAAUGUGUUUUGUUUUC
Messenger RNA from Ananas comosus (pineapple), 1408 nucleotides. Its product is annotated as epsin-3-like. The record is from RefSeq and is a predicted model, not a curated record. The transcript has 4 exons. Bases 150 to 1082 code for a protein of 310 amino acids. Gene Ontology annotation, molecular function: clathrin binding; phospholipid binding. NCBI's taxonomy places the organism in Eukaryota, Viridiplantae, Streptophyta, Magnoliopsida, Poales, Bromeliaceae. Gene Ontology annotation, biological process: endocytosis. Gene Ontology annotation, cellular component: clathrin vesicle coat; endosome; plasma membrane.